AUGGAUCCCGAAUUCGGCUCAACACUCAAACAUGCACCAACUCAAGAUAAGGACGCAUACGACUUGGCUGAUAUGGGACAUUCCCAGGCCAUGAGCCGCAAGUUCGACACUUGGAGCAUGCUUUCGCUUGCCUUCGUGGUUUUGGGAACAUGGUCGGUAUUCGCGCAAAGUUUGGCAAGCGGCCUGAUGAACGGCGGCCCUAUCGCGAUCCUUUGGGAGUUGUGCCUAGUUGCUGCUUGCAACAUCUGCAUAGGCCUUUCCCUUGGAGAGCUCUGCAGCAGUAUGCCGACAGCUCUAGGCCAGGCUUACUGGGUCUCACAACUUUGGCCCACCGCUGCUGGACGCUUUUUCUCCUACCUCUGCGCAUGGAUCAACACCUUUGGCUGGUGGACGUUAUCGGCAUCCACGAUCGCGUUCAUGACUGAGUUCAUCUUGGGUAUGAACCUGCUCUUCGACCCGAGUUGGCCCCCGGCGUCGAAAGGCUGGGUGCAAUUCUUAGUAUACCUAAGCAUAACAGCUCUGCUUACAGCAUUGAAUGUCGUGGCCUGCCGCAAAGACAAGGUUCUGCCCAUGUUCAACAAUUUCAUCGGUAUCACGUUCGUCGCCUUGUUCUUCAUCUUUGGGUUGGCCCUUCUCAUAUCCGUUGGCGUAAGAAACGGCCUCGAGUUCCAAUCAACAUCCUUCGUCUUCGGGGCAUGGAUCAACCAGACUGGUUGGGCGGAUAGCAUCACCUGGUUCAUGGGGCUUGUUCAGGCAGCUUACGGCCUGACUGCCUUCGAUGCGGCAAUUCACCUUGUCGAAGAGAUUCCGGCUCCAAGAAAGAAUGUCCCAAAGGUCAUUUGGCUUUCAAUUCUUUGCGGUGCGGCUACGGGAUUUAUCUUCAUGAUGAUCUGUCUUUUCUGUAUUCAAGACCUGGACCAGAUACUUGACCCGUCUACCGGCCUUCCGUUCAUGGAUCUCGUCAAGAGCACUGUUGGUCUCGAGGGGUCGGCAGUUCUUCUCGCCCUCUUCAUCGUCAACGGUCUCGGCCAAGGAGUGACGGUCGUCACCACAGCGUCACGACUGACAUGGGGUUUCGCUCGCGACGGUGGUUUACCGUUCGGUGUUUACUUCGCCCAUGUUGACGAAUACUGGAAAGCUCCCGUCCGGGCUCUGUGGAUGCAGGGUGCGGUUAUCGGCUUGGUCGGCGUCCUGUACACCUUUUCCAACACUGUUCUAGAGGCCAUUGUUGGCGUCAGUACCAUUGCCUUAACAGUCUCUUACGCCAUGCCUAUCUUGACCCUUCUUAUCGUGGGGCGCGACAAGUUACAACGCGGGCCAUUCAGCCUAGGGAGACUUGGGCCUGUCGUUAACGGGGUCUCCCUUGUCUAUUGCGCUGUCACUACUGUUUUUUUCUUCUUCCCAUCUGAACCGAAGCCUGCGCCAGCAGAUAUGAAUUACGCAAUCGUCGUCUUUGGAAUUAUUGUUGUCUUUAGUCUGAGCUUCUGGUUCAUCCGGGGCCGCCAGACAUAUCUGCAGGCGGACGAAAUAUCAGGCCAAGUCAUCUACGGAGCGCCCGCUGAGGUAGCGCAAGAAGGAGGUAAUGUCAAUCUAAAGGGGAAAUGA
This is a messenger RNA of Colletotrichum gloeosporioides, 1605 nucleotides long. RefSeq names its product Amino-acid permease 2. NCBI's taxonomy places the organism in Eukaryota, Fungi, Ascomycota, Sordariomycetes, Glomerellales, Glomerellaceae. Gene Ontology annotation, biological process: amino acid transport; transmembrane transport. The transcript has a single exon. Gene Ontology annotation, cellular component: membrane. The coding region runs from base 1 to 1605 and encodes 534 amino acids. Gene Ontology annotation, molecular function: transmembrane transporter activity. The record is from RefSeq and is a predicted model, not a curated record.